Trichobilharzia szidati is the source of this 4710-nucleotide messenger RNA. The record is from the annotation of a GenBank genome assembly. NCBI's taxonomy places the organism in Eukaryota, Metazoa, Platyhelminthes, Trematoda, Strigeidida, Schistosomatidae.
AUGUUUCGAAGGCACAAGCCUAGUGAAAUUAGUACAGUUAAGUCUAAAAAGAAGUUUUUAAGUGAUAAAGAAAGUACUCAUAAAAUAAAGCAUUUGAAAAUCCUCAUCGAUAAUCUACCUAACGAUGAAUUACAAGCUUUUUUCAUAGAGAAUUCAUCCCUAAUAUUUCAGGUGUUUAGUGACUGCUUCUUUGGUCUUGAAUGGGAUGUCAGACUAAAAGGUAGUGGGAAUUAUGUUAAGGAUCUGGAAUUAGUGCUAACGGUUUUUGAGAAAAUAUUGUUGUUAUUGCCGGAAAAUAUUCACAAAAGAUGGCAAUAUAACUGUAUAAUUGAUGUAAUCGAAGAUCUCCUAUACGAAAAAAAUACACUGAAACUUCGUAAAAGAGGAAUCAGGUUGUUUCUAAUAUGGUAUCAAAUCCUUGGAUUAAAUGCAACACAUGUCUGCCAUAAAAUCUUCAAUAACCUUAUCCCGGAAUUUGGCUCACUUGUCACUGAAUACCAGAAACGUGAGAAAAACAGCGAACAACAUAAACAAAACCAUACCCAGAGCAAAAGGCCUUCCAAAGAUAUACGAGGACAAAUAUCACAAGAGUCAAGGAUUUCACAUGUUGUUGCCCCACGAGAACGUGUUGCACUCUUGACGUCAGCUGUCGUAGGAGAAGAUGAAUCAGUGGACGAUGAGUCCAUGGUCCUUCUCCAGGUUUUGCUACGAUAUUUGGUUACAGAGUCAAUUAAAGUUGAGUGGUUGCAGCUUCGAUAUGAGCAACACUUAAUGCAGUCAUGGUUUUUGUUUGAGAAGUUGAAACAUUCAUAUCUCCCUGUGAUCUUCCCUUGUUUAUCUCCGUCAUAUUCAGUAUACUCACCUACAACUUCAUCUGUAACAAACAGCACAGUUCCAUUAACUUCUAAUAUCUUACAAGAUUAUCCAAUCCACCCGUCACGUCUUUCAUAUUAUCAAUUAGAGUUCACUUGCUGGUUGGCAGCCUUUGUAUAUACUGGUCCACGCACAUCGAACCACCCAGCUUCAUCAGAUGGAGGUUUCACUUCAACAUUCGUCACUCAUGGAGCUGCAGUCGGUGGUGGUGGUGGUGCUGGGACAUCUUUUCAUUUAGGUGGUUUCCCGUGGGACACACAUGGUGAUCCAAAUGAAUUCCAACUGUCUCGACAGUUUCGUUCGCUGUUAGGUGGGUCAGCACAUGGUGAACCAGAAACUGCAUCACACUCGAAAGUGAAUGGCAUAUCGAGACUUUCAAAUUCUCCACCUAUGCCGGCACCAUCAAUCAACCAAAGAGAUGCUGAUGAUAGUGUUAUCUCCACGUCUUUCCAAGAUUCACUUAGUCAAACAGCACCAGUUACAGUUUCAAAACCAAACACUUAUCAUUUAGGCAAAGAAGCUCCUGUACCUCCUUCCAUUUUACAAGCAUCUUCAGCGCCACAGAAAUUUGUUUUCAAUGAACCAGUCUUUAACUAUAGUGACAAGGUGGUUUCUAUGGUGCAUCAAGUUCUAUAUGGAUGUCGACAGAAUAUUAAUUUAAUACAAGAUAUAUUACACCAAGCUCUUCUGCUUCCUCUAGAAUGUCAUAAAGCUCUUUACUAUGUAACUACAGUUUACGGUUCUUGGUUAGAGAACAAAUACAAUCGUCCUAUAUUUAUGCAACCUUUGGAUGAUUCAAUGAAAAAUUGGAAUGAGUUACAGAAGUCAGAGGAUCGUCCAUCAUCAACACUAGAAGAAGUUGGAACACAGGGAAUCAAUAGUCAGCUGAAUGAUACUAAGGCAACUGAACAUUCCAAAGUUAAGCAACCAACUCCUGACCACACUGCUGUUCAUAAUCAUCCCCCAAUGACUAAAUCAAAGUCUGAAGAAGAUGAUGCAGAAGAGUUGAGAGGUUGCCUACAGAAUACAAUUCAGAUUAUGUUAGAAAAUAUGGCCAGCGUAUUCUAUGCUACAAGUUUGGACUCCAAUUCGUCGUCUGUAUCACAUUCGUCUGUGAAUAAAUCAACAACUGCCAGUCCAAUUGACUAUACAAAGCAUCAAAUUGAAUUAUGCCGUUUAGUGUUACAGAUUUUUCAAUACGCUAGUAAUAGUAAUGAAUUGACAGCAGAGACAUGGUCGAAAUUACUAUCUAUUCUAAUGGAUAUCAUGCGUAAAACAAUGAUUAACACGUCGCCAACAAAUGUACAAAACUACAAAUGGUUGUUAAACAGUAAACUCACUCAGAAUCUUUUUCAGACACUGAAUGGUGCCUUAUUACGUGCAUCUCUGUUCUCACCAAUAUCUUCGGAGCCUUGGGAUCAAUGUUUAAGCGUUUAUUCAAAGUUAACCCACUGGCCAUCAUUGAUAAUCGAAUGGAAAAAAGUUAUGCGAAUGUUGACGUCUACAAUGGCGAAAUUAGUUUAUGGUGUCGAUUUGUCUGAUUUACCUCAGGAGAAGAAAGGACCUCGAAUUAAACGUUUAGCAGGUUCUAAUGUAACAAAUCGAGCACGUCCAAAAUCUCUAACUGAAGCAGUAUUGAAUUAUACCGGUUCCACUAGUGCAUUAUCUCCUCCUCCUGUGCCUUUCCCAAGUGCAUUAUCUGUGCUAAGUGUACAUGACAAUUUAUUAGAUGAUAAUCUGGUAGUUAUGCCACCAAAUUCUGUUGAUAGUGGUGAACUAGAGGAUGGUGAUCAUUCAGAAAUAAGAAACCAAAGAGGAAGAAGAAGAAGAACAAUAAGUAGCAAUAGUAAUGGUGGUAGUAGUAGUAGUAGAAGAAAUUCACAAGAAAUUUCUGAAAAGCCUAUUACUUAUCGUGAAAUAAAACCACUAAAAGCUAGUGCAUAUAUUGAAAAAUGGACUUUUGAAAAUGCAUAUCAUAAUGAAAAUGCUGGAGAUGCAAAAGUCAAUAAUGCUUCACAGUUGAAUGAUCCACUUGAAGAAGAUGAAUCUAUUUCACUUGGUUUAAAUGAUGAUUUAGUCGACAAUGAGGAGGCGGAGGCGGAGGCAGAGGAGUCAACAGCAAAGUUAAAUGGGAAUUGUACAUAUCAUGUAUCAUGUGAUCCACGGCCUCAUUCUCAUCUGAUGUUGUCAGCUAGAUGUGAAGAAGAAUCGAUUCCUUAUUCGAAGGAUAAGGCUUCAUCAACAUUGGUUAAAGGCAAACAAAAGUCAUCGGUGAGACGUGCAACAAGUGAAAUAACACUACAAUUUAAGGGUAACCAACGUGCUCCACGGGUUAAGGAGUCGAAGUUCGAUCCGACAUUUAGCGCUUUUACAAGAGAUGAAUAUCAACGUCGAUUGCAUUCUGAAGUACCUCAACACCAUCAUUUAUCCGAUUCACUUGAUAUACUGACAACUGGUACUCUUGCAGGCAGAUACUCACAUCCUGCAGAUUUCACUGCAUCCAAUAACUAUAAACAUCAGAGAUACUUUCAAAAAACGUCUACUGCAGUUAGUUGUGCUGAAGACGAUUCUCUUUCUUUAAGUCAAAAUGGUAUACAUACAAGUAGUUGUGCGUCGGGUGAAGAAGUUCUUCAUGAAUCUGUAAAGUUCGAUAUUGAUUCUCCUAAGGGUGGUUUCGUAGGAGAUUUCUUCAAUGAAAAUCGUGAUUUACAUCCUUCAGAUAUUCGUAAAUCAUCUGAUAUACUGUCUGAUGAACAUUCCAGUUCAGAAUCAAAUCGCAGGGAUACACUAACUGCUGCUGCUACUGCUACUGCAGGCGCAGCACCUACUACAGAUACUACCAAUGUAAAUGAUGUCACUAUUACUGAUGCAGCAGCUCCUACGAAAACACUUUUUGUCACACCAGAAGACCAGUUGAAUGCAAUGGAUUUACCUCGAUGUAUUCUCGCUGGCGGGCCAGCGUUUGGUUGGACACAUGAAUCAAUUAUUAUUUGUUGGCGUCGAUUUUUAGGUGUUUUGGGCAGUUUUUAUAAAAUUAACAAUCCAAGUACAAUGCUUGAUGUAUUUCAAUAUCUAAAUGAAAUGACUACAUGUCUAUUGAAAAUUAGAGAAUAUCAAAUUGUCCCCUGUGUUACUGAAACAUGCGUUCAACCGAUUCCACCAUUUGUACCACCUGUAGAGUUUAUUGCACCGGUUUUAUUCGAUUCCCUAAAUCUAUCUGAAGAUUUUGUUGAAUCUAAACAGCUGGCUAUACGUACUCUUAGUGAUAUCGUUGUCCGUUUCCAUGAUGGAUGCCCUGAUCCUGAGUUAAUUGCUCAAUUUUAUUAUUUAGUUCAUCGAAUUUGUGUGUCAAAAGAAGAGAAAUAUGUUUUCGAAAUCAUUCGGUCGUGUAGUAUGCGUAUAUUUGUGUCCUCUCUUCCGUCUACGCAUUUACUUAUUCUGGAUUUCUUAAAUGGUGUAAAUGUUGUUUUAACAAAUCCCAGUCCCGGACCAGAGGUCCCGAGGUCAGAAGCUAUAUCUGUGAUAUUAUCCUUAUUGUGUUAUCCACAUCAUUUUGAAUCAUUGGAAUCCAUUGAAUCUACAUGCUUAGAACCGAGAAUCAUUGCCUGUAAUGAUCUGAAGUCACAACUGGUUCAACUGUUAACACAAGCUGUUCUAUUGGAUCCAAGUGCAGAAGUACGAUGUUUAGCUAUUACUGGAUUAUCAAUCUACUGUGUCAUUGAAAUUAUGAAUUCACUUGGAUCUGAGCAUAAAUCAUCUACUAUUGCUGCUACUACUAUAUUAGUAAUACUACUAGUUCUACAGCAUUUGACAGUUUAUUUCAUGAUUCUGUUAUAA